UCCCUUAUAGCAUCUUGCAGACAGAGUGGCCAUGUAUGUACAUGCAUAUACACUCUACAGUGCUGUUAGACCUUUUGGCUGCAGUUUCAUGUUAGGGUCUUACAGUGUGAAUGAUGGUGCACAGCUCUACAUGAUUGACCCAUCAGGAGUUUCAUAUGGUUAUUGGGGUUGUGCCAUUGGCAAAGCCAGGCAAGCUGCAAAGACGGAAAUAGAAAAGCUUCAGAUGAAAGAAAUGACCUGCCGUGAUGUCGUUAAAGAAGUUGCAAAAAUAAUUUACAUAGUACAUGAUGAAGUUAAGGAUAAAGCUUUUGAACUAGAGCUAAGCUGGGUUGGUGAAAUAACUAAAGGAAGACAUGAAAUUGUUCCAAAAGACAUAAGGGAAGAGGCAGAGAAGUAUGCUAAGGAAUCACUGAAGGAAGAAGAUGAAUCAGAUGAUGAUAAUAUGUAACAUGUGCUUCAGCAUCUAUUUUAAAUUUCUAAUACAGUCCCGUGUAACUCUUUAGCCCUGUGGAUUAUUAUAUAUCCACUGACCAGUUUUCAUUAAAUUUUUGUCUUGUAA
Puma concolor (puma) is the source of this 559-nucleotide messenger RNA. RefSeq names its product proteasome 20S subunit alpha 3 (gene PSMA3). Gene Ontology annotation, cellular component: proteasome core complex, alpha-subunit complex; proteasome core complex. The record is from RefSeq and is a predicted model, not a curated record. Gene Ontology annotation, biological process: ubiquitin-dependent protein catabolic process. NCBI's taxonomy places the organism in Eukaryota, Metazoa, Chordata, Mammalia, Carnivora, Felidae.